AUGCUGAGAGAACUCAUAGAAUCGUAUCCUUAUACGGGAUGUGCCAUCGGUCUCGCUCUAUGCGCGACCCUCGCGGUUAUAGCGGAACAAAACAUUUUCAUCGGAUGUGCCGACUUUGCUAGCAAGCUAUACAGCCUGGUGCAAAAUGUAUUGUUGAGCCUAGCAUAUUUGUUCAACGGGGCCAAUGUAAUUGAUAGAUCGUAUAUCCUGGCGAAAGGGCUGCCUUUCGAAGUCGUUACCCCAGGAAGAAUACAGCAUAUGGUCACUUCGCCUUUGCAUAUGGAGGAGAUCAAUAGAGCACCGCUGGACGUGUUGUCGCUUCACGCCGUUGCGAAGGAUUUUCUGCAGCCCAAAUCCACGAUGCAUGGCUUCGAGUGGAACGAUGUCAGGGGCGUCGAAGGCACAGGAUUCGUCCGGGCCCUGCGAUCCCGCUCAGUUCCCGUCUAUGAGUUCUCAAAAAGAGUGGUUACUUGCAUUAACUGCUAUGUGUUUUUUGGCCGUGAAUUAGCUGAGGACCCCGAAUUUUACGACGCAGCUUAUAAUUUCCCCCAGGACUCUGCAUUUGCUGCAGAAAUGCUGAGGGUUCUUCCUAAGCCUCUUGCUCAGUUCAUUGCGGGCUGGUUCACUCGGAAUUAUCGGUCGUCAGAAUCAUUGCACCGCCUCCUGUCCGCCGAAAUCAAAAAGAGGACCGCGCGUGGAAGACAAGAUCAGUCUUGCCCGAUCAAUCUACAGAACGAUGGACUACAAUGGCUUAUCGAAACAGCUCCCAAGAAAUGCAACUGGAGUACGGAUCGUCUUGUCGGCGAGGUGAUGGGGAUAUGGUAUGGAUCAGUGCACACCUUGUCCAUAGCAGCCACUUUUGCACUGCUAGAUCUAUAUUCGCAUCCAGACUGCAUUGAUCCGCUUCGCAAGGAAGCUAAAAAUGUGGGCUUCAACGCCAGCGACGAUCUCCCGCUCCUAGACAGUUUUCUCAGUGAAUCGGCUCGACUGAAUGCCUUUGAAAGCACCGGUAUACGCAGACAGGCUCUGCAGCCUUUUACUUUCUCUGACGGGCUGCAUAUCCGGAAGGGGGAAUGGGUCUGCGUGCCGCACCGUUCUAUGAUGCGCGAUGAGAAGUACUUUACGAAUGCCAUGCAGUUCGACAGACUUCGUUUCCUAAAUGAAGGGCGCCAUCGCCAUGGCCUGACGGCAGCUUCGCGUGACUGGCUUGUUUGGGGCUUGGGCCGCAUAGUCUGCCCCGGCCGCUUCUACGCCACUGCAGUUCUGAAGCUGAUGCUCGCAAAAAUGCUCAUUCAUUACGACUGUGAGAUUCUUGGGUUUAGAGGGUCAAAUUGCUUCCAGUGGAGGUCGGCAGUGAUACCAAAAUCUACCAUUUCUUUACUUGUCAGAGACAGAGCUGAAGAUUGA
Molecule: messenger RNA, 1407 nt
Organism: Microsporum canis CBS 113480
Lineage: Eukaryota; Fungi; Ascomycota; Eurotiomycetes; Onygenales; Arthrodermataceae
Exons: 11
Coding region: 1-1407 (468 amino acids)
Molecular function (GO): heme binding; monooxygenase activity; iron ion binding
Source: RefSeq, a predicted model, not a curated record